Fusarium coffeatum is the source of this 639-nucleotide messenger RNA. RefSeq lists its product as uncharacterized. The transcript is spliced from 2 exons. Gene Ontology annotation, cellular component: cytosol. Gene Ontology annotation, biological process: cytokinin biosynthetic process. Bases 1 to 639 code for a protein of 212 amino acids. The record is from RefSeq and is a predicted model, not a curated record. Gene Ontology annotation, molecular function: hydrolase activity, hydrolyzing N-glycosyl compounds. Lineage: Eukaryota; Fungi; Ascomycota; Sordariomycetes; Hypocreales; Nectriaceae.
AUGACGGCGCGCACCAAGAUAUGUGUCUACUGCGGCGCGAGUCCUGGAGCUAGUCCAGGUCACAUGGAAGCCGCCCGAAAUCUAGCCCGGGCAAUGGCAGCUAGAAAUAUCGAUCUUGUUUAUGGUGGCGGUACUGUCGGCCUCAUGGGCGAAGUUGCCAAGACUCUGGUUUCCAUCAAUGGCCCUCAAUCAGUCCAUGGAAUCAUUCCCGAAGCUAUGAUACCACACGAGCGAAAUAGCGAGACAAGAAAUGUUCCUGAUGAAACCAUCUUUGGUCGAACAACCCUCGUCAAGGACAUGCAUACACGUAAGAAGCUCAUGGCAGAGGAGAUCUUCGCUGGCGGUCCGGGUAGUGGCUUUGUAGGGCUUAGUGGCGGCUUUGGAACUAUGGAGGAGAUCUUUGAGACUACAACCUGGAUCCAGCUUGGAAUCCACAGUAGCGGUAUGGUGCUUCUUAACAUUGAGGGAUACUGGGACGGAAUUAUCCAGUGGUUGGAUAAGGCGACUGGCGAGGGCUUUGUGAACCCUGGUAACAAGAGUCUACUCAGUGUGUCCCAGACGGCGGAGGGCGCCAUCAAGGCUUUGCAGGAGUACAAGGUGUCGGACACGAUCUAUCAACUCAAUGGGGGGGCACAAUAA